This is a messenger RNA of Paracoccidioides brasiliensis Pb18, 195 nucleotides long. RefSeq lists its product as uncharacterized. The transcript has 2 exons. The record is from RefSeq and is a predicted model, not a curated record. The coding region runs from base 1 to 195 and encodes 64 amino acids.
AUGGUUAGAGAUGCCAACACACCAGAUAUCCUUGUCUGCACAAGCCCUAGGGAGCACAGUGCCGAAGCUGAGAUAUUACUCAACGUCGACCAGAUGAUGCAAAGCCAACAGAAUGGAAUACUCGUUCCCGGAAACUUAUUUUCUCAUGCUGCUGACAGGGAACACGAAAUGGUAGCGGAGUUCCGAAAUGUCUAG